CGCGGCUCCGCCAAUCAGGGCGCAGCUCGGGGCAGAUUAACCCAAACAGCCCUGGUGCUGCUGUGUAGUAGCAGCCUCAGAAACAAGCUCCCGAUCCUCGUGGACUCAGUCUGGGCAGAUGGGGACUGACUGUUUGGUCAAAAUAACAGGAAAUUCCUAAUAGCCUUUUAUUUUUGUAUUUAGUUUGAAGCGGAAUCAGGAGGGAGAUGGAGGCUUGCUCGAUUAUAGGAGAAAGCACGGAUGCGAUAGUGAUGGAUGAAUCCCCUACGGAUGAAAUGGGAAUUCAGGAGGCUUACCAAAGCGAGAUCCCAGCGGUGUCUCUGUGCCCUCCUGACAGCGAGUGCUCAGCUGAAGCCCAGUUGACAGUCAUCCAGUCUGAAGGGGAGCUGUGUGACAGCUGCAGCAGCCUCGGCAGACCCUCUUCCUCCUGCCAGCUUUAUCACCAAGUCCCCCAGGGUCCUCAAGCUGGGGCCUAUGAUUCGCCGCAGACCCGAAAAUGUCCCCACUGCAGCCAUUACGGUCCAAUUAAACCAAAGACAUGCCACGACUGUCAUUCAAACACAACAGGUCCUCAUGCUAAAGGAUGUGUAGCGGUGAAAGGGGGACACAGUCGUAGUUCUGCCCAUCAGACGUCUCGCCAUGGCGCGGUGAGAUGUCAUUGGCUGCGUGGGUCAAAUGAAAGCCGGACACAGAAACCGACGCAGCGACAUGUGGUGACAGUAAGGGAUGGAGGAUUCUACUGCAUCCUUAGACGUUAUUCCCAGAUGAUAGUGGACUACCCAUUAGCAGUGUUGGUGGGUUGUGCCGUGCUGCUGCUGGGAUGCUCACUGGCUGGACUCUUCAUUGGUCCACUGCCAGAUUUCUCUGACCCAUUGCUAGGCUUUGAGCCACGGGGAACAUACAUCGGAGUUCGCCAGUCCAGCUUGACUGAGCUGCAGGAGAACACUGGCCCGGGGAGAAAACUGUCUCCUUUACCACAGCAGCUCAGUGAAAGUUUUGGGGGUACUGUCAGUGGAGAUGACAGUGGCAGCCAGGACGCCUCCAGGCUUCGCAUCAAGAGGAUGCUGGCUAGAGACUCAUCUCCAGACACGUUCCUCUGUGAUGCUCCAGGCGAGCGUUCGGCUCAGCUGGUGUUUCGAUCAGAAAACUCGGCCAGUCUGUGGAGUCUGAAGGCCGUCCACGCCAUGUGUGAGAUGGAGCAAUCCCGGAUUCGCUCCCAGGCUCAGUUCCAGGACUUGUGCCAGCAGCAUGUGAGGGGAGAGGCCGAGGGAACGUCCAGAGGUGGCUGUUGUCCGAGCUGGUCUCUGGGGAAUUACUUGGCUGUGCUCACUAACGCCUCCUGCUGCCUCAGCCUCACCUCGCACCAGGUGUCUGAAUCUCUGAAACUUCUCAGGAAAUGUGCUCCGUAUUAUCACGAAGGACAACUGGUGGAAGCCUGUGUCGAGAGACCCAAACAUGGCGGCUGCUCCUCUGUGCCAUCCCGCUGUAAACAAUCCUCUGUGGUGUUCCAAAUCCUGCACUUUUUGGUUGAUAAAGACUUUCUCGGCCCGCAGACUGUCGAAUACCAAAUCCCUACGCUGAAGUACAGCCUUCUGUUCUUACCCAUCGACAAAGGAGAACACAUGAUGGAGAUGUAUAUGAACAGUCUUGAGGGCAGGGAUCUGACGUUCAACAACACCACUAUCACUGGCAUGGACUUUGGCAUCAAGCAGAGGCUUUUCAAGUAUUACCUGGCAAGAGAUUCAAUCUACCCUGUGCUAGCUGUCGUGUCUCUUCUUUUCACUAUGGCUCUUUAUCUCCACUCUCUCUUUAUAGUAGCGUUAUCUGUAAUAGCAAUCACAGGCUCCCUCCUGACCUCCUAUUUCUUCUAUAAAGUAGCAUUUCACCUGACAUUCUUCCCCCUGGUCAACCUCUCUGCAGCUCUUAUUCUCUUGGGAAGCUGCUCCAACCAGGUUUUUAUCUUCGCUGAUUUCUGGAAUCUGCAGCUAUCCCAGAACCCCUCAGCCUCCCUGGAGAAGAGAGUAAACAGAGCUUUGCAGGAAGUCGGCUAUUUGAUUUUAGCGUCGGGGUUGACCUCCAGCGCAGCCUUUUUCUCUGGUUAUUUCAGCAGCAUCACAGCAAUCAGAUGUUUCUCUGUUUAUCUGGGAACUGCCUCGUUUAUCAGCUCAAUCUUGGCGUUGGUGUGGCUGCCGUGCUCUUUCAUUCUGCGCGAGCGCUACACAGAAGCAUCCUCUGCAUCUGAAGUAGUGCAGGGAUGGAAACCGUGCUGCUCCAAAAACACCGGCGGCUUCUGGGAUACGAGCUCACGCAGGAGAUGCCUCUUUACUCUCGGGCAAAAGCUGAGAGAAUUAAAAAGAGGCUUCAGCGACACUUCCAAUUUGUUAUUUCUGAAAAUCCUGCCUUGCGGAGUAGUGAAGUUCAGGUACAUCUGGGUGUGCUGGUUUGCAGUGCUGGCUGGUGGGGGCAUAUACAUGUCCUGCAUUGACCCAGGCAUGAAGCUGCCCACCUUAGACAGCAAGAUCGCCCAGCUUUUCCGCUCCAGUCACCCGUUUGAAAGAUAUGACGCAGAGUAUUGUCACAUGUUUAUGUUUGAGAGACAGAGAAAUGGAGAGGAUAAACCGGUUACGUUGAGGCUUGUUUGGGGUGUCAAACCAACUGAUAAUGGGGAUCACUUUAACCCCAAGAGCAAUGGCUCUUUGGUUCUUGACCCAGGCUUUAACAUGAGCCGGCCAGACGCUCAGGUUUGGUUGAGGGACUUAUGUGGACGGGUUCAGAACCAAAGCUUUUAUUCCCCUCCAUCACCUGAGGAUAAAGACGUUAUGACAGAAAAUAUCUGUCUUGUGGAGCAGCUAAUACAGUGGGUCUCUGUCAGACGGUGCUCAGAGAGUGAUGACUCCCUCCAUUUUUGUUGCAAUGACAUCCCUUUCCCCUACACACCCAGCGUUUUUGAGAACUGCCUCACUAUGAUGCUGGUGGAGAGGUAUGCUGAGGGCCAUCUGGCCCACAGCGGAGGCCUGUAUUUCCAUCCAGAUGGCAGGGUCGCUGCCCUCGUGUUGGCGUUCAAAACCACAUACCUCCACAGCUUCAACUACAGCAGAGCCAAUCUUUUCUACAGAGAAAUCCUCAGAUGGUUUAACAGAGAAAUAUCAGGAGCACCACAAGGGCUGGAGAAUGGCUGGUUCGUCAGUCAUCUGUCUCUUUUUGAUCUACAACAGGCUUUAAGUUCCGAGACUCUAGUAGUAGCAGGCUUCUCAGUAGCUCUUACGUUUGCUUUGCUUCUUUUAACCACCUGGAAUAUUCCACUGAGCAUAUAUGGGACUGUAGCUGUAGGAGGAAGUGUUUUUGUCACUAUUGGCCUCCUUGUUCUUCUUGAAUGGCAGCUGAGCGGAAUCGAGGCCUUGUUUAUAUCAUCAGCCGCAGGGCUGUCUGUUGAUUUUAUUGCCAACUACUGUAUUUCCUACAGCUUGGCUCCUCAUUCAGACAAAAUUGGGAAAGUAGCACACUCCACUAAAAGGAUGGGAUGUCCUGUAGCAAUAGUUUCUGGUGCAUUUUUCUCCAUGGGGAUCAUCAUGUUGCCUGCCACGGUCUUGCUGUUCAGAAAACUGGGGAUUUUCCUCUUUUUGGUGAAAUGUGUAGCGUGUGGAUUUGCAACCUUCUUUUUCCAGUCCCUAUGCUGCUUUUUUGGACCCCAGAAAAACUGCGGAAAGAUCACGCUGCCAUGUUUUUCAGAUCACAAUGAUGGCGUGCUGUCCUCUUGCUCGGCAGCAGAGCCCGAUUCCUCGGCAGCCUCGGCUGCAAACGGGGCCUUUAGCAGAUCUAGAGUGAGGAGGAGUUAUGACAAAGAAGCAGGUGGCUAUCUCUACCCUGACCAACAACAUCAGCAGAGACAGAAACCGACUGGAGCUGGGGGAGGUGGUGGCCGAGGGCCGGAGCAGUAUGAGCUGCAGCCAUUGGCCUAUCGACUGAGCGACAGCUUUGAAAACAGCACCUGCACCAGUAAGCUGUCCAACCGGCCGUCUGUGCUCUCUGAUGAGAUUGAGUACAGCAGGAGAGAUAUGGGCAGGAAUAGCAUGGAUGGGGACAGUGCGGAGAUGUGCAGUCAUCAACAUACGACCUGCCAACCACCUCCAGCCCUGCAGACUUCAUCUCCGUACAAAGAAAACACCCUGCGGCCUCUAGGCAUGGCACAAGAAGACAUAACGAAGGACAAACUGCUGUGUAAAACAUGCAGAGAUCAGUCUGGAGGGGUGAAGCACUGGAGCAAUACAUCCUUUUCCUCAUCUUCCAGCAUGGAGGACACCAUCAUAAGCCACACACUGGAGACCAUUGACCAGCCAUCUCUCUGCAAAGCAGACCAAACCACAGAGGACAGCCUCCAUCCCCAUCAUCACUCCAACACAGGGCACCUCUCCUCCCAGUCCCAGAGCUCCUGCGAGGGUCUGGAGGACUCUAAUGAAACAUGUCUGAGUGACAUUGAACCAGGACCUUCCAAUACGCAGCAAAAUGAAGGAGAAGAGGUUCAGUUACAACCAGGACAUCUGAACAGGAAGAGAGACACACUUCGUCUUUCACUGAAAGAAACCGUUUAUGAGACUUGUAAUAAGGGCCGCACCAGUCAGAGUGAAGAAGUUGUCAUCUUACCCAACAGUAAGCCAGACCUGCCAGACGUUUGGAUAAAGAGAGAUGGACAACGGGAGGAUACAUGUUGAGCAGAGUUGAAGGAAUCUUUGCAAACACUGUGCAUUAAUUGCUCUGAAUUUAUAAAAAGAAAGAAGACACUGAGCAUACACUGUUUGCUUAAUACUCAAAGGAAAUAUAAGCCAACUGCAAAUGUAACAUGACAGCAUGUUUGUCAAAUGUUGCUGCUGAGGUGGUUACAGUGUGUGUUACAGGAUCAGAGUAUGAGUGUCUCUUCAGCGAAAGGUCAAAUCAAAUUAUCACUUCUUAAAACUGGCAUUUUCAGACAGAAGACAAAGACUCUGCUGCAGCGUUAACUUUGCCUGGACGCUUUUCACAUCUGCACAGACUAAUCUGUGUGCAGACACUGGCCUUUCUCCGUGCUGGAAUUGUCCUCAAUGAGCCAUAUACAUUCAUGGACUUCUGAAUAUUAAAAAAUAUAGACAUGUGAGACGCAUAGAAAAAGAGCUCCAUUAAGUAGCAAACUGUCACUUGACUACAGUCAGUUGGUUUUGCACUGGCGAUAAUAUGUACAAUGUCCUUUGUGACCAUGACGUACAAAGCCAGAAAGCUACAGUUUGUAAUGUGUCAUUUGUAGUGUCAUGGCUUAUUUGUAUAUUAUAGUGUGUCAGUGUCAAACUAAGAGUCAUGCUGUUUAUUCCAGUGUCAGUGCCAAAAUAUUUUAAAUGUUUACUUACUGUACUAAAAGGCAAAAAAGGGUUUCUAAUGCAGAUAUAACACUAUAUGUGGGUUUAUACACUGUUGGUGAAUUAAGAUGCGUACUGCACCAGGAUACAUGGAUGUCAGUGUACACCUUGAAAAGAACAAGCUCUGUCUAGUUCCAAAGCAGUAGUUGUACCAUCACAUGCCACUGCUUCAACAGCUAACAAUUUGUACAUAGACCUUGCUGCAGCACUGUUAAGAGAA
Sander lucioperca (pikeperch) is the source of this 5604-nucleotide messenger RNA. It is a transcript of the gene disp2, whose product is annotated as dispatched homolog 2 (Drosophila). The transcript has 10 exons. The record is from RefSeq and is a predicted model, not a curated record. Bases 207 to 4709 code for a protein of 1500 amino acids. Lineage: Eukaryota; Metazoa; Chordata; Actinopteri; Perciformes; Percidae.